UCCCCCAUCUUCAACUCUCCAAUCUUGCUUCUUUCUUCAGCGUUUCACACCGUCCGAACUCCAAUAUCCCAACCAAAGAAAACAAUGGGUUCAGCCGGUGAAACCCAAAUGACUCCCACCCAAGUCUCCGACGAGGAAGCGAACUUAUUCGCCAUGCAACUGACCUGUGCCUCAGUUCUACCCAUGGUCCUCAAGUCAGCCAUAGAACUCGACCUGCUCGAAAUCAUGGCCAAAGCUGGUCCAGGUGCUUUCCUGUCCCCAAAAGAAUUGGCUUCCCAGCUCCCCACGAAGAACCCUGAUGCACCUGUCAUGCUAGACCGCAUCUUGCGCCUCCUUGCUAGCUACUCCGUUCUCAAUUGCUCCUUGCGUACUCUUCCUGAUGGCAAAGUGGAGAGACUCUAUGGUCUUGGUCCUGUCUGCAAAUUUUUGACCAAGAAUGAGGAUGGUGUCACUCUUUCCACCCUAAGUCUCAUGAAUCAGGACAAGGUCCUCAUGGAGAGCUGGUACUACUUGAAAGAUGCAGUGCUCGAAGGUGGAAUUCCGUUCAACAAGGCCUAUGGUAUGACGGCAUUUGAGUACCAUGGCACAGACCCUAGAUUCAACAAGGUUUUCAACAGGGGAAUGUCUGAGCACUCUACCAUUACCAUGAGGAAGAUUCUUGAGACCUACGAUGGCUUUGAGGGAGUCAAAACACUGGUUGAUGUUGGCGGUGGUACUGGUGCCACACUUAACAUGAUCAUCUCCAAGUACCCCUCCAUAAAGGGCAUUAACUUUGAUUUGCCUCAUGUCAUUGACGAUGCUCCAGCUUAUCCUGGUGUGGAGCAUGUUGGUGGAGAUAUGUUUGUAAGUGUUCCAAAAGGAGAUGCCAUUUUCAUGAAGUGGAUAUGUCAUGACUGGAGCGAUGAACACUGCUCCAAAUUUUUGAAGAAGUGCUAUGAAGCUUUGCCAGACAAUGGAAAAGUGAUUGUUGCCGAAUGCAAUCUCCCAGAUUACCCAGAUGCUAGCCUUGCCACAAAGUUAGUUGUCCAUAUUGAUUGUAUCAUGUUGGCUCACAACCCUGGUGGGAAAGAGAGGACUGAGAAGGAAUUUGAGGCCUUGGCAAAGGGUUCAGGAUUUCAAGGUUUCCAAGUAAAGUGUUGUGCUUUUGGCACUUAUAUCAUGGAGUUUCUCAAAACGGUUUGAAUCUUUGGCUUUGCUACAUGCUUCACCAUUACUUUUGGAUUGUAAGCUUAAUUUGUGAUUGUAUCAAAGGUGGCUUUCCGGAAUACAUAGUUCUUCUUGCUCACAGAAAACAAUAAGAAUGAGAUUUUAUGCUCCUUGUGUAAAAUAAAUACUAUUUUAUAUAUGUUGAUAGAUGUACCCCCUUCCUCACUGUAACUAUUAAUUAAAGUGUUGUUUAAUGUCUCCAAAAGGUGAUUGUAUAAAUACAUAUUUUGUUUGCGGCAUUUUCUUUUA
Molecule: messenger RNA, 1455 nt
Organism: Theobroma umbraticum
Lineage: Eukaryota; Viridiplantae; Streptophyta; Magnoliopsida; Malvales; Malvaceae
Gene: OMT1
Product: O-methyltransferase 1
Molecular function (GO): protein dimerization activity; O-methyltransferase activity
Source: RefSeq, a predicted model, not a curated record